Messenger RNA from Ciona intestinalis (vase tunicate), 1705 nucleotides. Lineage: Eukaryota; Metazoa; Chordata; Ascidiacea; Phlebobranchia; Cionidae. The record is from RefSeq and is a predicted model, not a curated record.
CAGGAUAUUUGGAUAUUCUGUGCUAAAGGUGUCCCGUCUCCCCCCACUUUACUAUAACUCCUCGUGUGUUUUAUAAUAUUUUGUUUGAAUUGUUGUCAAUUAAUUAAGGUAUGAUAGUAAUUAAUUCGUAGUAGUAUUUUGGAAAUACCGUCCUUAAGUGUCCCGUAUUUCCCCAUUGUACUAUAUGUUGUAUUAAUGAAGUUUGAUCUUCUUAGGUUUAGGAAAUGAAAUUUUGGUUAUAUACCUGGGUGCUUUGCCUGUCUGUUAUUUCAGUAAAAUCGGACUAUCGCGGAGUUACUUUAUCAUGCAAUCCAGAAAGUAUUCGAAUUUCUUUUAGUGACGAGUUUUUGAUUCGUAACAAUAUCGACAUAACUUCAGCAUCACAAUUGCACUUUGAUAAUCACCAACAAAGAGAUUGUGCUUCUGAACGACUCGGACAAGAAUACACCUUAACAUUGUAUCCACCAUACAACACAUGUGGUUCAACAGUACAGCACGACACCGGCGAUUAUGUAUAUUCAAAUUCAGUCGUAUUUACCACUUCGUCAUCAAAGACUUUAGUUAUGAACUUGCAAUGUCAAUAUGAGGAUAGAUACGUCGUAAGUUCAAACGUCGCUUUGACUCCAUAUGUAAGGACCUUAAACUUCAUUACUGGACAAGGCAACCUAAGUAUGCAAAUCAAUCUUUAUCAAAGAAAAGAUUAUCACCCGAAAAGCAAACUUGGACAAAGGCCGUCUGUUUUAGUUGGUGUACCAGUCUAUGUUUCAGUCGAUAUGGAUGAUGUAUUUGGAGAUGACAGUAUCGUGACAUCGUUAAGCAGUUGCUAUGCCACAACCGCCAGCGAAUUUGAAAUCAUGGAAAAUUAUCAUUACUUGAUUACUGGAAAAUGCGCCAGCCCCACGGACCAGACCGUGAAAAUUCUUAGCAACGGAAUGUCAAGAAAAUCUCGUUUUUCAUUUGAAAUGUUCCGCUGGAGAAACAGCGUAGAGUAUAUUUAUCUGCAUUGUGAAGUCAAAGUGUGCAAUAGAACUUCGGAUGUGUGCUCUGGUAGUGGCUCGUUGUGCAAUGGUGUGGCGGGUUGGAACGACCGAAGAAAACGUGACGUCGACUCCAAUGAAAGAGAUUCGGUUGGUAAUACUGGAUAUACUUCGUUGGGGCCAAUUCUUAUGGGGCAACUAAGCACAUCCGGAAAAGCUAAACUCGAAACUACCUUGAAAGAAAUCCCACAAAAUAACAAAUACAUCACUGCUUACAUCUUCGGCUCCUUGGCCGUCGCGUUGGCAAUCAUUGGUAUCGCAUUGGUUGUUGCAUUUGUAACAAAGCAUCGAAUUGCAAAGAACAACAAAGCCUUAAGUAAAGUAUCCACACCGACAUCUAGCAGAUCAAAUUACAGUGAAAAGCAUCUGCCGGGUUUAAUAUGAAGCACCGCUAAACUUCCUGUUUAGAUACUGUUGUUUAAAGUGAACUGGAUGGGUCAAAAUAAUUAUUGUGUAAAUAAUUUUAAUGGUAUUCAGUAUUACAGCAUAAUACAGGUUGAAUAUACUAAGUAUAUAAAUUUGAUUAUAAAAGAUCUGUUUUACUUAAAGUAGAUAUCACUGCCGUGAUUUCAUGUUCGUAUUCUUAAGAACACCGAGUGUAAAAACUACUUUAUACAAUCCAAAAUGUUAAUGCAGUAAUACAAAUAAAGUUAGACAUGUGAAACUAA